Messenger RNA from Myotis davidii, 1396 nucleotides. It is a transcript of the gene PIGM, whose product is annotated as phosphatidylinositol glycan anchor biosynthesis class M. The annotation marks the transcript as partial. Gene Ontology annotation, cellular component: glycosylphosphatidylinositol-mannosyltransferase I complex; membrane. Gene Ontology annotation, molecular function: alpha-1,4-mannosyltransferase activity; GPI mannosyltransferase activity. Gene Ontology annotation, biological process: GPI anchor biosynthetic process. The transcript has 2 exons. The record is from RefSeq and is a predicted model, not a curated record. NCBI's taxonomy places the organism in Eukaryota, Metazoa, Chordata, Mammalia, Chiroptera, Vespertilionidae.
GUGGCCUUCCUCGCCCGAGUCGUCCUGGUUUUCUACGGGGUCUUCCAGGACCGCACGCUGCUCGUGAGGUACACGGACAUCGACUACCAGGUCUUCACGGACGCCGCGCGCUUCGUCACCGAGGGGCGCUCCCCGUACCUGCGGGCGACCUACCGCUACACUCCCCUGCUCGGGUGGCUCCUCACCCCCAACAUCUACCUCAGCGAACUCUUCGGGAAGUUUCUCUUCAUCAGCUGCGACCUGCUCACGGCUUUCCUCCUGUACCGCCUGCUGCUGCUCAGGGGGCUGGGGCGCCGCCAGGCGUGCGGCUACUGCGCCUUUUGGCUGCUUAACCCGCUCCCCAUGGCGGUGUCCAGCCGGGGCAACGCGGACUCCAUCGUCGCCUCGCUGGUGCUGACGACGCUGUACCUGCUGGAGAACGGGCGCGUCGCGGCGGCCGCGGUGGCCUAUGGGUUCGCCGUGCACGUGAAGAUCUACCCCGUGACCUACAUCCUUCCCAUAAUCCUCCACUUGCCCCCAGAGCUCGGCCGCGACCCGAGCCCCGGCGCCCCCCGGCGUUCCCUCCAGGCGGGUUUGCGCGCCCUCCUGACGCGGCUGUGGUACUGUAAAUACGGCUGGGACUUCCUGGAGCACACCUACCUCUACCACCUGACCCGGCGGGACAUCCGCCACAACUUCUCCCCGUACUUCUACAUGCUGUACCUGACCGCCGAGAGCGUGGGCGGCCUUGCCCUGGGCCUGGCGGCCUUCCUGCCCCAGGCCGUCCUGCUGGCGGCCGUGUCUUUCGCCUACCACAGGGACCUUGCCUUCUGCUGCUUUCUUCACACGGCCAUUUUUGUGACGUUUAACAAAGUCUGCACCUCGCAGUACUUCCUCUGGUACCUCUGUCUGCUGCCCCUGGUGAUGCCGCGGGUGCGAAUGCCCUGGAGAAGGGCGGUGGUGCUCCUGGGGCUGUGGUUCGCGGGGCAGGCCCUGUGGCUGGCACCGGCCUAUGUGCUUGAGUUUCAAGGAAAGAACACCUUUUUGUUUAUCUGGUUAGCUGGCUUGUUCUUCCUUCUUAUCAACUGUUGCAUCCUCAUUCAGAUCAUUUCCCAUUACAAGGAGGAACCGCUGGCGGAGAGACGCAAACAUGACUAGUGUAUGUUCCGGUUCAUCUGCCACUAUCCAUCUCUUACGUGCUGGUGGUUCUGAAUGGACCAGAAGAGAGCUUUGGACAAAUGUUGAGCAUCCUAAGCACGCCCGUGAAAGUUCAGUUUGGAGCCUAAUACCUGUUCCAAUGAGUUAAGAUAAAUGUUUACCUUAUGUAUAAAGAGGACUCAGAAAUUGGGGUCUACCUUUAGGAAAUGGAAGGGCUGUUUGAAAAUAGAAGGGCUGAUUAAACUUUCGGAUGUUAAAA